Messenger RNA from Nezara viridula (southern green stink bug), 3504 nucleotides. The record is from the annotation of a GenBank genome assembly. Lineage: Eukaryota; Metazoa; Arthropoda; Insecta; Hemiptera; Pentatomidae.
AUGCAGGAAGGAGGUAUUAAUCUCACAUUAAAUGAAGAUGAAAUUAAAAAAAGAAUGAAACUUAAAGAUUUUAGCAUAAAAUUGUUUAAACUUUCAAAUCAUUUUGUUGGCAAGCCAAAUUAUGACAAGUGUGCCAUGUCGGUGAAUGGUGAAAUGCAUAAAGUUAACUUUCAUACUGUUUCAGAAAUGGUAGAAGGCCCUUCAAAUGAUUAUAGCAAAUUUCCACUUAAGUCUAAAAGAAAGAGAGUAUUAUCACGAGUACUUAAAGCUAAUAGGAUGUCUAGAAGAAAAAUUAGAAGGUUUGGUAAUGCAAGGAAGCAAAGGAAAGUGAAUCAGUUAAUUGAAGAAUCUCAAAAUGAUGACAAUACUACAACUUCAGAAAAUAGUGAAAGUAAUAAUUUGUACAAUGAAAUUAAUUGGGAAGAAAACUUAGAUUGUGAUGCAAGUGCUCUGGUUGAUGAAUUCGCCCCUAGAGUUCAACACUCUAUUCCAACUACGUCAAAGUCUGUUGAGGAAGAACCUGGCAGCAGUGAACAAACUGAAUCUGUUCAGGCUUCUGUUUCAGAUAAUACAUUUGUAGAGGGGGAUAUGCUUUUUGUCAAAGAUUUCCACACAUCUGAAUGGAAAUCUGUGAGCAUAGUUGAGGUAGACUGUGAAGAUAAUGAGGUGUUGGUUCACUAUGAAGAUAAGAGUAAGUGUGAUGAGUGGGUUUCCAUGAAUAGCCAAAGAAUAUCCCGGACCGAACCCUCGUUUUCAAGCAAUGAAGAGUUAACUGAUAAAGAAACCAGUGAUAUACCCGAAAUAUUGCCUAUAAAGCAAACAGAGGAAGAUGUAGAAACUGAGUCUUAUCAAGCAGAUGAAGAAAAAAGAUUCAGACAAAGAAAUUGGAGAAAACAUCGGACUGACUCAUCCUAUGCCAAUAUGAAAUCUUAUGGUACAACUAAGUUUGUAAUUGGCGAAAAAGUGCUAGCUAAAUGGUCCGAUCAUCGAAUGCAAAAAUUUCCAGCUGUUAUCAAGACUGUUGUUGGCGAUGGCAGAUAUGAUGUUCUAUUUUAUGAUGGUUUUGAAAAAACAAUAAGUGAAGAUCAUCUAUACAAGACAACUGAAGAGGAAGCUGCAAAGUAUCAAAAGACUAACCCAUCAGAAGCUGAUAUUUUUGUUGAUAUGGAUGCUAAUUCAAAAGAAGCUAGACGUCAGAGGAAAAGAAAGACGUUUGAUGAUUAUGUUUUUGCAAGGGAUGUUAAAAUGACACGAAAAAAAGGUUUCAAGCCUGUUGAAGGUAUAACAAUCAAGAAUAAAUUGAGUUAUUUUAACAAGACCUCUGACAGUAAAGAAAUUGGUGAGCUUACAAAGCCACCUGGACAGUCAUUACAUUCAGGUAGAAAAAUCAGAAGGCGUAGGAAAGCUUUGUUUAGUACUAGAAGGAGUGACAGCUAUAAAUUAAAAUUGUUUCAUACCUCUGAACGCGCUAAAAAUGAAUCGUUGGCUUCUUCUGUUUCGAAUUUAAGUAGUUCUCCUCAAUCUUCUGUUGUUAAGAAUGAUAUGAAUGCUGUUGACUCUUCUGAGCCAGUAGAGAUAUCUGAUGAUCGUUGGAAUGUCGAUUUACCACCUGACUCUGCUCCCUUGACAAUUACUAAAGAAGAUGGUUCUGUGAUGAGGUCUACUUUGGUUCCUGAUAAAAAUUUACCGAAGGGAUGGUAUAAACAUGCAGUAUUGAAGGCAGAAAAUAAAUGGGAAAUAUUUUUGGUUAGCCCUGAUGGUUAUAAGUUAACACAUCUUGAAGAGUUGAAGAGAUAUUUCUCUGAGGUAGUUGAAGAAGAACCACCUUCUUCUCUUGACUUCCUGGCAAAAUUCAGUCUUUUACCCGAUCUUUCUGUACAACAAAAAGAUUUACCUCUAGCUGGACCUCCCAAAGUAUGGUUUCAUCGUAGGAAUAGUCGUGGUAAAAGAGGAGGAAGAGGUAAAUGUAAUACAGCACCGAUAAGAUCGGUUGGAAGGGUACGCACACUUUUACCAAAAUAUAGACAUGAUUCUUCUCCAUCCAUAACACCAGGACCUGAUGGAGAAGUUUGGAAGUGUCUCAAAGAAGGUUGUAAUAAAAAGUUCCGAAAAGAAAACCUUCUCCAGAUGCACAUUAAACAUUACCAUUCUGAAUUAUCAUCGCUGGUUAGAAGUGCUCCGAAUAUGGUUGAUCUUGCGUGUGCUAGAUCUGAAAGUGUCAACUCUGAUUCAAUGAAAAUUCCUCAACAGACCAUUAAAAGAAUAUUACCAAGGACAUUUUCUGGUAGCCCUAGCAAUUCCAGUACUGAGACAAACAGUAUUGAUACAACAGACCAGCCUUCUGCCUCCUUACCGAACUCCCGAAAUAAAGAAAGAGUGGAUAUUCCUUCUUUGAAGAGGCAAAAUGCUGUGGAAGAAAGGAGAACAACGAUUAAAACCAUUUUACCAAUUCGGCAGCCUGAUACGCCUGCUAAAAUGAAUGUAGACUCAGAUGAUAAUGAAAGUGAUGAAGAUUGCUUUGAGCAGAAAAAGAAUGGUUCUAGAAUAUUUAAACCUAGUCGAUUCCGGAGGGGAAAGAUUUCAGGUGUGAGAGGUGAUGAAGAUUCUUUUGAACAAGUAAUGUCACCUACUUUCAGAUUUACUAAGAAAAAGUUAUCCUCUGUUGACAAAUUACAGAUAACCACAGAUAGCAACGAUUCCUAUACUGAAGAAGAAAAAAUUUCUCCUAAUACUGAAGUGAAUGAUGAGGGUGUUGUGAUUGAGAGGUUACGAUCGGAAGAAAUAAUCAACUGCACAUGUGGGUUUAGGGAAGAAGAUGGCCUCAUGAUCCAAUGUGAUAUAUGCAUGUGCUGGCAACAUGGUCUAUGCAGUGGAAUUGAGACAGAAUCCGAUGUUCCUGAAAGAUAUAUAUGUAAUAUUUGUAGAAAUCCGUUCCGAGUUAGGAGUUCGAAGAAAUAUUCAUAUGCUCAACAUUAUCUCACGCAAGGGAAACUACCCUCAUUUAGUUAUAGAGCUCGAAAUGAAGAAACUAUUAAAGAAAGAGAGUCUAUGUUAAAACGCUGCUUUGAAAUAUCGUCUAGUAUUCAUGAAAUAAAAAAUGUUGAAAGAAGUUUAUCAGCGAAACUAAAUAUUGCUGAACAAUCUGACCAUCCCAAGCUAUAUCUUUGGGCUAAAAAUUGGGAUGAAGCUCAUAUUAAAAAUGAGUUCAAGAGAGAAAAUUUUUCAAAUAAUGGAGAUAAUUACGAUACAGGAGUAAAACAACAUUCUGGGCCUCAGCCUGAAGCACCAAUAGAUUUAGAAGAGUGUCGUAUUCGCCUUCUUGAUAAUGUUGAAAACACGUUUUCACAAUUAGAAAAUCGUUUGACAUCGAUACAGGCUCAGAUAGCAGCACUGGAAUCACAAGACCCUGUUUGUAAUUCAGUUUCUGAUAAAGUAAUGAAACAAACCAUUCAAAUGUUAAUCAGGGAUGUUGAAACUAUACAGAAAUUAGCUGCUAUAUCUUAA